This is a messenger RNA of Striga asiatica, 1109 nucleotides long. Lineage: Eukaryota; Viridiplantae; Streptophyta; Magnoliopsida; Lamiales; Orobanchaceae. The record is from the annotation of a GenBank genome assembly.
AGAUAUCUGUAAUCAUAAAAACAAAAAUAAAAAAUAAAUAAAUAAGAGAAGCUGUGCCUGUGUUUGUGAUUUGUGAACAAACAAAGUUAUGUUCUUGCGCACAAAUUUCGGAUUUUUUGUGAAAUUUAAACAGCAAGCUACACGGAGAAAACAAGGCGAAGGAAUCUUAUAUGCUAUACAAAUUACAAACAACACAUUUUAUAUAUUUAUUUCCAUCGAAAAGUUCUGCAUCUUAAUUUUCCCCUUAAAAUUACAAUCCCAUGUCAAAGCCCGACGAGUCCAAUCCGGAGAAUGUGACGCCACCGGCGGCGGUAGCAGAGGGAGGAGAUUUGGAGAAUCAGACGACGGAGGUGGGCGGCGGUGGAGUAUCCAACAUCGUGCAGCGGUGGCAGAGGGAGGAUCUUCUCAAGAGGAGCUCCUUGGCUCUACGCUGCAUCGGCUUGGUUUUCUCGCUGCUGGCUUUCGUUAUAAUGGUCAGCAACAAGCAUGGCGAUUGGAGAGAGUUCGAUAAAUAUGAAGAAUACAAGUAUGUGGUUGCGAUAGCAAUUUUAUCGACGCUGUACACCGGAUUUCAAGCUUUCCGGCAGGUUUAUGAACUUUCGACUGGUAGAGAGGUGGUCUCCCGGCCGUAUGUGGGGUUGAUUGACUUUUUCGGCGAUCAGAUUGUGGCAUACUUGCUGAUAUCAGCUGCUUCAUCAGCAGUACCUCUGACGAACAGAAUGCGAGAAGGCGCAGAUAACAUAUUUACGGAUGCAUCAGCUUCGGCAAUAAGCAUGGCAUUUUUCGCGUUCCUCUCAUUGGGUUUGUCGGCUCUUAUUUCAGGAUACAAACUCUCGCAUCAAACGUACAUUUGAUCAGCUCUCGUGUCAAAAAUGGUUACCCUUGGCUGAUUGUUUUCUCUCUGUUUUAGCAUUAUCAUCCGUAAAUGUGCGUUUUUUGCUUGUGAAUUUAAUGUUUUUUACUUGAUACUGAGCUGGCAUUUGAUUUUCUCGGUGAUUGUAUAUGUUGGUAAAUGUAUGUGUAGUUGUGAAGUGAAGGACUCACAAAAGAGAAAUUUUCCAGACAGUAAAAAUUUUACUCGUGAAUGAAAUGAAUCCUUUCUCUGCCCA